AGCGUGAAUCUGGUUGUGGCAGCCACUUCGAAGGAGGAUUACUCUUGGGUCAAAGACUUGAAAGUCCCUGGAAUGACAGUUGUGCCAUAUAUUGCAGAUAAUAACACUGCGCCACAUCAUGCUGUCAAAAAUAAGGGCCAUGAAGCGAUGAUGUAUCAUCAGUAUUUCUACGAUUUCUACGACAAUCUGCCGGACAUUUCUAUUCUUAUACAUUCGCAGGCUCUCUCGUGGCAUGUGGAGCAAUUGCUUGAUCAAAGCAUGAUCUUCUCAAUCAACCACCUCGACCUCCGCGAAGUCCAACGCCGCCAAUUCGUCAACCUACGAGUGACAUGGGGUAUCGGAUGCAGCACGCUCUCCAUAAACACCACAAAAGUAACCGAAGAAUCCGGCAACCAGCCCGAGCAGAAAGAAAUGCAAGAAGCCUUUCGCGCGAACUUUAACAUCUACGAUAUCCCCGAGAUCCUGGCGACCCCCUGCUGUUCCCAGAUCGCCGUCACGAAAGAGAAAAUCUUGUCUGUGCCCAGGGAGCAAUUCCAGCAUCAUAUCAAUUGGUUGAUCAAUACGCGUUUACCGGAUAGUAUUAGUGGAAGAACGUGGGAGCAUAUGUGGCAGUAUCUGUUCAUGCAGAAAGCGAUUGAUUGUCCACUGGAGCAUAAAGCGUAUUGUCGGCUUUAUCAUAUCUGUUUUGGGGGCAGGGAAGAGUAUGAUGAGUGGAUUGAACUCAUGCAAGGGCGCGAAAGACUC
Messenger RNA from Mollisia scopiformis, 744 nucleotides. RefSeq lists its product as uncharacterized. The transcript is spliced from 2 exons. The annotation marks the transcript as partial. NCBI's taxonomy places the organism in Eukaryota, Fungi, Ascomycota, Leotiomycetes, Helotiales, Mollisiaceae. The record is from RefSeq and is a predicted model, not a curated record.